AAGAAAUAUAAAGCAUGUGAAUUAUGUUUUAAAGUCAUGCCCCUUUUGGAUUUACUUUCUAACAUUUACUAAUUAUUAACCAAUACAAAUACAAUCACCUGAUGGGUCCACUAAUAAUGCACGUCGCGUGGUGCAUUCAUUGUCGCGUGGUGCAUUUUUGGAACUAGUAGCAUAGAAGCAAAGAUGACAAUUACUAGCCAAAAAGGAUUUCCAAUUAUAAUUUUAAUAUGUGGAGUAGCAGGGACAACUUUGUUAUGCUCGUUGCUUGUUGUGUUUUUACCAAAAGAUGCUCUUCCGGAAUCACAUAUUGACCAAGAACAAGAAAAAGCGGGCGACCUGCCAUGCGCAUCUCGAAUGUACAACUCGGAUUCGGUUGUGUGCGUGUGUAACUCUACUUACUGCGACACAAUUUCUGAGGUUCCUGUAAUACCAAGCGGACAAGCCAUAACAUAUACGUCUUCUAAAAGUGGUCUGAGAUUUGCAAAACAAACCUUGAACUUUCAAAGCGGAACACCGUCAUCCGGCAGGAACCUCAUAGUCAACACCACAGACCGAUUUCAGAAACUAAUUGGUUUUGGUGGAGCUUUUACUGACGCUGCUGGAAUUAACAUAGCCAGUCUAUCUAGUGAAGCACAGAACUAUUUUCUGCGUUCGUACUUUUCAGAUCAAGGUAUAGGCUUUAAUAUGGGCCGAAUACCAAUGGCUAGCGUCGACUUUUCUACACAUUUAUAUACUUAUGCUGACCAACCAAACGACUUCGAAAUGAAAAACUUUAGCUUAGCAAGUGAAGAUUUUCAAUACAAGAUUCCUUACAUUAAAAAGGCUGUGGAAAUGAGCAACAGAACAAGUUUUCGUCUAUUCGGUAGCCCAUGGAGCGCCCCUGCUUGGAUGAAGACAAAUAAAGCGCUUAUCGGAAAAGGAAGUCUUAUUGGAAGAGCCGGGAACAAAUAUCAUAAAGCAUGGGCUUUGUAUUUUGCCAGAUUUCUCGAAGAAUACAAAGCAAAUGGAGUGGAUAUUUGGGCGGUCACAGCUCAGAACGAACCGAUAGACGGCCUAGCAAGAAACUUCAGUUUUCAAUGUAUGGGGUGGACAGCUGAACACCAGAGGGACUUUAUUAAAACUGAUUUGGGUCCAACCCUUCAUUCUCGAGGCCACGGCGACGUCAAAGUAAUUAUUGGGGACGACCAACGCCUGGUAUUUCCAAGAUGGGCCGAAGUUGUUUUAAAUGACACAUCGGCAUCGCAAUACGUAUCUGGAAUAGGCGUACACUGGUACAUGGAUUGGAUUCUGCCAAUAUCAAGAAUAAGCGAUACACACAAAGCAUUCCCAGAUUACUUUAUCUUAGGCACUGAAGCUUGUUCUGGAGCAAUGCCAUUCCAACCCGAUAAAGUUAUUUUAGGCAGUUGGACAAGAGGACAACGCUACAGCAUGGAUAUUAUACAGGAUUUAAACCACUGGGUUGCCGGAUGGGUCGAUUGGAACUUAGCACUAGAUUUGGAAGGAGGACCGAACUGGGUCAAAAAUUUUGUUGACGCUGCUAUUAUCGUGAACGCUGAAAGUGACGAGUUUUAUAAACAGCCGAUAUUUUAUCACCUCGGCCAUUUCAGCAAAUUCUUGCGUGAAGAUUCGGUCCGAAUAUCUCUUCAUGAGGAGAACGAAGAAAGCAGUUUGAAACACGUUGCGUUUAUUGAUGAUGAAAAAUCAAUCGUAACGAUCGUUCUUUUAAACACCUCUCAACAAAACCAGACGAUCAAUGUUAUUUAUGACAAGUUUUACGUGCGCACAGAACUACCAGCAGAUUCCAUUCAAACUGUUGUUUUCAACUCUCUGUAAAAACCAUUUUCUGUGUAAGUGAACGUAUUUGUUUUAGACAAUGCAACCAGCAUGAGUUGCGGAACAUUUUCACUAAUUACACAACCCAACAACUAUA
Molecule: messenger RNA, 1930 nt
Organism: Ciona intestinalis (vase tunicate)
Lineage: Eukaryota; Metazoa; Chordata; Ascidiacea; Phlebobranchia; Cionidae
Product: lysosomal acid glucosylceramidase-like
Biological process (GO): glucosylceramide catabolic process
Molecular function (GO): glucosylceramidase activity
Source: RefSeq, a predicted model, not a curated record